Molecule: messenger RNA, 3015 nt
Organism: Dictyostelium discoideum AX4
Lineage: Eukaryota; Evosea; Eumycetozoa; Dictyosteliales; Dictyosteliaceae
Exons: 3
Coding region: 1-3015 (1004 amino acids)
Cellular component (GO): nucleus
Source: RefSeq, a predicted model, not a curated record
AUGGAUAAUAUAAAUUUUUUUGGUAAAGUUCCAUUGUAUAAUGGAUUCGAAGAUGAUGAAUAUGGAGAUGAGGAAGAGGACGAUGACGAAGGAGAUACCUUAAAUAUUGUAAGAAGAAUUACUCAAGCCACACAAAAAGAUAAUCAAUACCAAGAUCAAGAAGAAGAUGAAGAAGAAGAUGAAGAAGAUGAGGAAGAGGACGAUGAGGAGGAAGACGAAGAGGAGAGUGGAGAAGAAACAUUAGGAUUUAAUACAAACACGACUAAAAAAAAUAAAAAGUCAAAAGAGAAUAAGAAGGGAGACAAUAUACCAACUCAUUUCGUAUUAAGUAAAUAUUUAAAUAGUUUUAAAACUGACGUUAUUAAUGUAGAUAGAUUUAAAACAAAAUUCACUCAAUCAUUAUUAUCUGAAACUAUUAGUCCAAAAUUAGAGUCACUCUUUGCAGAUUUACAGAUUGAUGAUAUAAAACCAGUUACAAGAUAUCAACAUAUUGAAGGUGAAAUUUUAAAAAAGAUCGAUUCCAAUCCCGCAUUAUUACAAUUAAAAAAUAAUAGUAAUAGUAAUAAUUAUAGAGGUUUAUCACUUGGUGGUUUACCUGCAAGUACAAUGUUAGGUAAUGGUGAUGGUGAUGGUGAUGGUGGUGGUGAUAUAAACAAUAUUAAUAAUAUUAAUACAAAAAGAACAUCAAGAUCAUUACAAAGAGAUAAAAAUGGUACUUUAUUACCAUUAGAAUCAAUGAAUUCAACACCAAAAAAACCAAAAGAACCUAAACCACCAAAAGAACCUAAACUACUAAAACCACAAAAAGAACCAAAAGAACCAAAGACCCCAAAGAGGUUUAAAAAAGAUUUGAAUAAUAAUAAUAAUAAUAAUAAUAAUAAUAAUAAUAAUAAUAAUAAUAAUAAUAAUAAUAAUAAUAAUAAUAAUAAUAAUAAUAAUAAUAAUAAUAAUAAUAAUAAUAAUAAUAAUAAUAAUAAUAAUAAUAAUAAUAAUAAUAAUAAUAAUAAUAAUAAUAAUAAUGUUAAUGAAAUUACAAAAAUAAUAAAUAUAGAAGAAUCAAUAUCUAAUAGUGAUUAUAGUAGAAAUGGUUCAACUACAUCAUCAAUUACAACUACACCAACUUUAGAAUCUAUUGAAACAAUUGACGAUUCAAUUGAAGAUGAAAGUGUAAAAACUUUAUUAGGUCUUUCAAAAACUAAUUCUUUACCAACCCCCACCACAACAACCACCACCACCACAACAACAACAACAACAACAACAGCUAGUAUUGAUGAAUCAUUAAACUCAUCUCCAUUAUCAUUACCUUCAACACCGUCAUCAAAUAAACAACAACAACAACAACAACCACAACAACAACUACAAUCACAAUUGCCAAAAACGCCAAUAAGGUUACCAAAACCAUCAUCUGGUAUUAAAUAUAGAGUUAUUCCAUUACCAACAACACAAACAUCAACACCAACACCAACAUCAACAUCAUCAACACCAAUAUCAACACCAACUACACCAACUACACCAGCAAUAGAACUUAAAUCAACUAAAACACCAAAAACUCCCAAAGAACCAAAAACUCCCAAAGAACCAAAAAUACCAAAAUUACCAAAAACUCUUAAAGAGCCAAAAACACCAAAAACACCAAAAACAUCUAAAAAAUCAUCAUUAUCAUUGGAAAAUGAACUAAUUCAAUCAAAUAAAGAAGAUGAAAAUAAUAAAAUGGAUAUUGAUAAAAAUACAGGUAGUAAUAAUGUAAAUAUAAAUAUAAACAAAAACUCAACCACCACACCAACCACAUCAACCUCCACCACUACCACAACCAAUACAAUAACCAAUACAAUCAAUGUAAAUAAUAGUAAAAUUGGAGAAUUUGAAGAGAUGGGAACAACAUUACCUUCAUUAACUCCAAUAGCAUCACAAACACUCUCCCAUAUACCAAUGACAGCAUUAUUAGAUUCUUCACUUUUCCUUAAUAAUGGAAAUAAUAAAAACAAUUCUCAAAAAGAUAAUCAAAAAAUAAUACAACCAUUACAAACACUUUCACCAAUAGCAACACUUGAAUUCCCCAUAUCUACUCCAGCAAAAUCAAAAACAACACCAUCAUCAACAACAUCAACAACAACAAGUAAACCACCUAUUCCAUCAAUAUUAAAACAAAUGGAAAAAUCUACAACUAUUUCAACAGAUUUAACACCUUUAGUAUCACAAGUAAAUAGUACUACAGAAACACCUUAUAUUCAAAUGCCACUCACAGAGGAGUUAGCAUUAGCGCACAAUAACAACAACAACAACAACAACAACAACAACAACAACAACAACAACAAUCAUAAUAAUCAUAAAGACUUUGAUGAAUUAUUAGGAUUAGUACCUAUUUCAGAAAAACUUUCACUUUAUGAUGUUAUUUUAUCAGUGACAAUUUAUCAUCCAGUUAAAUUAAGAAAAACUAUGGAUAUUUUAGUAUUAGGUUCUCAUAAAUUAACAGUAUUAAGAGAUAAAAUUUAUUGUUUAAGUGAUUGUAUUUUAGAUGGUUCAAAUAGAAAGAGUGGAUUUUUUUUUAUAAAUAAUGUAUUUUAUAAUGAUAAUAGAGAUCAAAGAAAUUAUCAAUAUAGUAAGAAUACAUUAGCAUGGUUAAAGGAAAGAGGUAAAGAUAUUUCAAAUUUUAAAGAGGAAUCAAUGGAUGAUGUAACAUUCAAUGAUUUGGAGAUAUCGAUUGGUGAACGUUAUUUAUAUUGUCAUCAAGGUAGUUGUGAACAUUUGGUUACAUUUGAAAGUUUACGUAUGGUUAAUGAAAUGGAUGAUUUGGAACCUUCGAGAUAUCCAAUAAUAACGUAUCAACAAAAAGUUAGAAGAAGAAAAUGCCUAGUUUGUGAUAUUUACGCUGCUAAAUACGUUACAUUGGGUGAUCAAUUUGCUGAUGAAACUCCUUUCUUUUAUUGUGAUGAAUGUUAUAGAACUUUUCAUUAUUCAAAAGAUGGUCAUUUAUUAUAUAGUAAUUAUCAAGUUUUUCCAUAUUAUCAUGAAUAA